AUGUCUGCCAGUCCUUCCCCAGCUGCCGGCGGUGACGCCAAGCCCGAUCAGAUUCAUUUCCGAUUCUGUCGCGAGUGCUCGAACUUGCUUUACCCUAAGGAAGAUCGCGCCACCAACCAACUGAUGUUCACGUGCCGUACCUGCCAUGUCGGCGAACCCGCCACCUCUCACUGUGUCUACCAGAACAAGCUCAACAGCCAAGUGGGUGAUACCGCCGGUGUCACCCAGGAUGUGGGCUCCGAUCCCACGCUCCCCCGCGCGAACAAGUUAUGUCCCAGUUGUGGUGAGAACGAGGCUGUGUUCUUCCAGUCCCAACAAAGGUCCGCUGAGACUGGAAUGGUGAGCAUCCCUGGAGUUUUGUUUCUUACUUUCCUGCAUAUCCCGAUCACCCUCGGCGCGACGAUCAUAAGCCAACUCUUUUGUUAG
Molecule: messenger RNA, 426 nt
Organism: Penicillium odoratum
Lineage: Eukaryota; Fungi; Ascomycota; Eurotiomycetes; Eurotiales; Aspergillaceae
Product: DNA-directed RNA polymerase II core subunit RPB9
Exons: 3
Coding region: 1-426 (141 amino acids)
Biological process (GO): transcription-coupled nucleotide-excision repair; transcription initiation at RNA polymerase II promoter; DNA-templated transcription
Cellular component (GO): RNA polymerase II, core complex
Molecular function (GO): DNA-directed RNA polymerase activity; zinc ion binding; nucleic acid binding
Source: RefSeq, a predicted model, not a curated record